AUGGAAUAUGAAAACACCAAGUCUAGUUCAAUGAACUGGGGGGAUAUAACGGAGAUUGAGGAUGAAAAAAUGGACAAUACAACGCCUGAGACCAGCAGCGAUCAGAUCCAGGCUGAAGAAGUCACAACAGAGGAGCAAAAAAAUGCUCCCCAAGAAAGUGAGGAAGGAGGUCCCAGGCAGUACCACAAUCACUCCCGGGGACCCCCUCGUCCAUGCUACCCCUACCACGGACCCCCACAACCACCAUAUCCCUACCGUGGACCCCCUGCCCCACCGAAUAACAGACCCUCAUAUCAGCCAUACAGAGGUCCCCCUGGUCCACCACACCAUGGAUCCCCUCAUCAUCAAUAUGGACCCCCUCGCCCACUGUACCAGGUUCAUGAUCGCCCUCCUUGGAUGCGGGACAUUGAGAGUCUAAAGAGUAAGCUCAGAGAUCGGACCGGCAAACCCAAAGAGAUGUCCCUUGAGCUAAAAGACGUGUCCUCCAAGCUUGAAGAGGAGAAAGAGACAAUAGCCAAAUUAGAGACCGAGAAUAACAAAAAAGAGAAAAAGAUUAAUGAUCUCCUUGGAUGGAGGACCAAAGAGAAGCUCAUCGGGGUCAUUGAAGCUCAGAAUAAAAAUCUCCAGGAAAAAGCCUCAGGGGUUUCACUCCAAAACAAGACCCUGAGAGCUCAGAAAGAGGUCCUGGAGCAGGACAAUAAGACCCUGAGAGCUCAGAAAGAGGUCCUGGAGCAGGAUAACAAGACCCUGAGAGCUCAGAAAGAGGUCCUGGAGCAGUGA
This is a messenger RNA of Cheilinus undulatus (humphead wrasse), 780 nucleotides long. Its product is annotated as swi5-dependent recombination DNA repair protein 1 homolog. The transcript is spliced from 2 exons. The record is from RefSeq and is a predicted model, not a curated record. The coding region runs from base 1 to 780 and encodes 259 amino acids. Lineage: Eukaryota; Metazoa; Chordata; Actinopteri; Labriformes; Labridae.